GUCCACUUCGCAGACAAGCGUGUGGAGGCCUGACCCCACCCGGCCCGGCUCCAGCCUCCCCGCGCGGACUUCCUGCCUGGGCCCAGGCCCAAGCCCAGGCCCACCCCCUUCCUGCCCCUGCAGUCGGCUCCCUCCGUCGGCUAGCGGCUAGCGGGACCCUUCGGUGCACACACGCCACAUCGAGCUCCGAGUUCCGAGGCAGGGCUGUCCUGAGCCCCCAGCUGAACUGAAUGGGGAGAUGGGACAACACCUGAUAUUUCUGGCCUGGAGGAUCUACAUCCUGAGCACUGGGAUCCCCGGGACAUCUUCUGGCUUCCCAGGCCCAUGCUGGCAUCACUGGUGUGUUCUCUGGGCUGCUGGCUGCACUGUUCAGUUGCUGUGUGCCCUACUUCAGGCCUCUGCAAUGCUGCCACUUCUGCGUCUCCUCCUCCUGGCCUUAGGCCUGGGUCUGACCCAACCGCUCAACUCCAAUGAUCCCAAUGUCUGUACCUUUUGGGAAAGCUUCACCACCACCACGAAGGAGUCCCACUUACGCCCCUUCAGCCUGCUGCCCACGGAGUCCUGUGACAGGCCCUGGGAGGACCCCCACACCUGUCCUCAGCCCACGGUUGUCUAUCGGACUGUGUACCGUCAGGUGGUGAAGACGGACUCCCGCCCACGCCUGCAGUGCUGUGGGGGUUACUAUGAGAGCAGUGGAGCCUGUGUUCCACUCUGUGCCCAGGAGUGUGUCCACGGUCGUUGUGUGGCUCCUAACAGGUGCCAGUGCGCACCAGGCUGGCGGGGUGACGACUGCUCCAGCGAGUGUGCCCCAGGGGUGUGGGGACCACGGUGUGACAAGCUCUGCCACUGUGGCAACAGUACUUCCUGUGAUCCCAAGAGUGGGGCAUGCUUCUGCCCCUCUGGCCUACAGCCCCCCAACUGCCUUCAGCCUUGCCCUCCUGGCCACUAUGGUCCUGCCUGCCAGUUCGGUUGCCAUUGCCAUGGGGCUUCCUGUGAUGCCCAGAAUGGAGCCUGCUUCUGUCCCCCAGGGAGAACAGGACCCAGCUGUAAUGUGCCCUGUUCACAGGGCACUGCUGGCUUCUGCCCCAGAACCAACCCUUGCCAAAAUGGAGGUGUUUUCCAGGUCCCUCAAGGCUACUGCAGCUGUCCACCGGGCUGGAUGGGUGUCAUCUGUUCCCUACCCUGCCCGGAUGGUUUCCAUGGACCCAACUGUACUCAUGAAUGUCGCUGCCAUAACGGUGGCCUCUGUGACCGGUUUACUGGGCAGUGCCACUGUGCUCCUGGCUAUAUUGGAGAUCGGUGCCAUGAAGAGUGCCCCGUGGGCCGCUUUGGGCAAGACUGUGCUGAGACCUGCGACUGCGCUCCUGGUGCCCGCUGCUUUCCUGCCAAUGGCGCUUGUCUGUGUGAACAUGGCUUCACAGGCGACCGCUGCACUGAGCGCCUCUGUCCAGAUGGCCUCUAUGGUCUCAGCUGCCAGGAGCCCUGCACUUGCGACCCAGAACACAGUCUGAGCUGCCACCCUAUGCAUGGCGAGUGCGCUUGCCAGCCAGGCUGGGCGGGCCUACACUGCAACGAGAGCUGCCCACAGGACACACACGGGCCAGGCUGCCAGGAGCACUGCCUUUGUCUGCACGGUGGUGUCUGCCUUGCAGACAGCGGCCUCUGCCGGUGUGCACCAGGCUACACGGGACCUCACUGUGCUAACCUAUGUCCACCGGACACUUAUGGGAUCAACUGCUCUUCCCGCUGCUCCUGUGAAAAUGCCAUCGCCUGCUCCCCCAUCGAUGGCACAUGCAUUUGCAAGGAAGGUUGGCAGCGCGGUAACUGCUCUGUGCCCUGUCCUCCUGGCACCUGGGGUUUCAGCUGCAAUACCAGUUGUCAGUGUGCCCACGAAGGAGUCUGCAGCCCCCAGACGGGAGCUUGUACUUGUACUCCUGGGUGGCACGGAACUCACUGCCAGUUUCCCUGCCCGAAAGGGCAGUUCGGUGACAGCUGUGCCAGUGUGUGUGACUGUGACCACUCUGAUGGCUGUGACCCUGUUCAUGGACGCUGCCGAUGUCAGGCUGGCUGGAUGGGCACACGCUGCCACCUGCCUUGCCCAGAGGGCUUUUGGGGAGCCAACUGCAGCAAUACUUGCACCUGCAAAAAUGGGGGUACUUGUGUUCCUGAGAAUGGCAACUGUGUGUGUGCGCCAGGGUUCCGAGGCCCCUCCUGCCAGAGGCCCUGCCAGCCUGGUCGCUACGGCAAACGCUGUGUGCCUUGCAAGUGCAACAACCAUUCUUCCUGCCACCCUUCGGAUGGGACCUGCUACUGCCUGGCAGGCUGGACAGGCUCUGACUGCUCUGAAUCAUGUCCCCCAGGCCAUUGGGGACUCAAAUGCUCCCAACCCUGUCAGUGUCAUCAUGGUGGAACCUGCCACCCCCAGGAUGGGAGCUGUGCCUGCACUCCAGGCUGGACUGGACCCUACUGCUUGGAAGGCUGCCCACCAGGAGUAUUUGGUGUCAACUGCUCCCAGCGAUGCCAGUGUAGUCCUGGAGAGAGGUGCCACCCGGAGACCGGGGCCUGUGUCUGUCCCCCAGGACGCAGUGGUGCACCCUGCAAGGUUGGAAGCCAGGAGUCCUCCACCAUAAUGCCCACCUCUCCCGUGACCCAUAACUCACUGGGUGCAGUGAUUGGCAUUGCAGUGCUGGGGACCCUUGUGGUGGCCCUGGUAGCACUGUUCAUUGGUUACCGCCAUUGGCAAAAGGGAAAGGAACAUGAGCACUUGGCAGUGGCUUACAGCUCUGGGCGGCUGGAUGGUUCAGAUUACGUCAUGCCAGAUGUCUCUCCGAGCUACAGUCACUACUACUCCAACCCUAGCUACCACACACUGUCCCAGUGUUCUCCUAGCUCCCCACCCCCUAACAAGGUUCCAGGCAGUCAGCUCUUUGCCAGCUCCCAGGCAUCUGAGCGAGCAGGCAGAACCCAUGGACGUGAUAACCAUGCUACACUGCCCGCUGACUGGAAGCACCGACGAGAGCCCCAUGAUAGAGGCUCCGGUCACCUGGACCGAAGCUAUAGCUGUAGCUAUAGCCACAGGAACGGCCCAGGACUAUUUUGUCCUAAAGGUCCCACCUUGGAAGAGGGACUGGGGGCAAGCGUUAUGUCCCUGAGCAGUGAGAACCCCUAUGCUACCAUCAGAGAUUUGCCUGGCCUGCCUGGGGAACCUCGAGAAAGCAGCUAUGUGGAGAUGAAAGGCCCCCCAUCAGUGUCUCCUCCCAGGCAGCCCCUUCAUCUCCGGGACCGCCAGCAGCGGCAACAGCAGCCACAGAGAGACAGUGGCACCUAUGAGCAGCCCAGCCUCUUGAGCCAUAAUGAAGAGUCUGUGGGCUCCAUGCCCCCUCUUCCUCCAGGCCUGCCUCCUGGCCACUAUGACUCACCCAAGAACAGCCACAUCCCUGGACACUAUGACUUGCCUCCGGUACGGCAUCCUCCAUCACCCCCACCUCGGCGCCAGGACCGCUGAAGAGUCAGCACUGCAUGGGACAGUGCCUGUAUACCCUACCAGGAGAGGGACUGGGCCGGCAGGCCACUAACAAGCACAUUUGAUGAAGUGAGCAGAGAGACUGAUGUCAGCCUUCAGCUUCCACCAAGGGAGACACAAAUUGACAAACUGUCUAACUCCCUUUUCCCUUCCUACAGUUCCUUGAAUCCCCAAGGCGCUGUGGACAUCAUUUGUGGGCUGAAUGUUGUUGUAUAUCGUCUGGUUUCAGACUGAUUUCAAAAAUAUGUGUUGGGUACCUUUUCUGUAUAUAUACCAGGCAGGACUGUGUCUGCGUCUGGUUGGCUUCAGACAGUGCCAGGCACAGUUCUGCCUUCUGUGCUUCCCGGAUAGCCAGACUUCAAUCUUAACCGGCUCCAACAGCAGACCCUCACUGCCUGCUCACCCUUUACUUGGUAAUCCUCUGUUUUUGCUCAGAGGACGGCGCCCUGCCUGUGGUGUGUAUCUUCCUGGUACUUCUUGGGCUACACACAAACUUUCUGUGCCUCAAUGGCCCUGCAGCCUACCUCUUUUUGUCUGCUUUCUCUCUUCUGGAGUAAAGGCUACCUGGUAUCCUUCUUCCUCCCCCAGGGACUGGCACAUCUGAGUUCAGCCUAGGUCCUGUGUUAUCUGUUGACUCUUAUCUUUCACAUACCCCACAGAGAGCCGGCCCCACCCCCUUCUCUCUUCAUAGCUACGGCUGCUUCUUCAUGCACCUGUAAAAGGCAAGAAUGGUGCCAGGCAGGGCUUGGGCUUGUUUUGUUUAUGAAACACUGUCUCACUGUGUAAGCCUGGCUGUCCUGGAACUCACUACGUAGAUUAGGUUGGCCUUGAACUCAGAGGUCUGUCUGCCUGUGCCUCUUAAAUGCUGUGUUUAAAGGUGUGUGUCACAUUUACAGGAGGUGGGGGCGGGGCUCAGACUGCACUCAGAUGUGAUGGUCACGUUACUAGAUUAGCCUCUGCCUCCCCCUAGUGGCAGGAGUACUGUUACUAGAUUAGCCUCUGCCUCCCCCUAGUGGCAGUACUGUUUAUGCUCACUACUGUUUUUCCUUGGCGCACGGUAGUCAAUAAAUGUUCCUUUAAAAGCUUA
Arvicola amphibius (Eurasian water vole) is the source of this 4610-nucleotide messenger RNA. It is a transcript of the gene Pear1, whose product is annotated as platelet endothelial aggregation receptor 1. The record is from RefSeq and is a predicted model, not a curated record. The coding region runs from base 239 to 3505 and encodes 1088 amino acids. Gene Ontology annotation, molecular function: protein binding. The transcript is spliced from 25 exons. Lineage: Eukaryota; Metazoa; Chordata; Mammalia; Rodentia; Cricetidae. Gene Ontology annotation, cellular component: membrane.